Phoenix dactylifera (date palm) is the source of this 1280-nucleotide messenger RNA. RefSeq lists its product as uncharacterized. The record is from RefSeq and is a predicted model, not a curated record. NCBI's taxonomy places the organism in Eukaryota, Viridiplantae, Streptophyta, Magnoliopsida, Arecales, Arecaceae.
GGAGGGCUGCAGGCACUUACCCUUGCUCCCUUCCAACGCGACUCUAAGCCGUCCGAUUCCAUCCACGUCAUCGAUCCGCGUACUCUCACUAGUCUGGACGGCUCGGAUCGCGUCCGAGUAGAAUCCGACGCAACUCUCUCUCUCUCCCCCCUCUCUCUCCCCCAUCCUCAGUUUCUCUCUCCCUUGCCUUCUACCAACUCUUUUUCCCCAAAAUUCUUGAAAAAAUUCCCGAAAUUUUAGUUUAGUUUUAUUUUUUUUUUCUUUAUAGAGAUGAAGGGGGGAUCGGCGGUGGAGGACGAAAGGGAGAUGGAGAUGGCAGCCAAGACCAAGAAGGAAGAGAAGAAAGAAGAGGUCAAGGCCAUGAAUGGUGCUGUUGAUAAUCAUGGCCGUCAUGGUGAUGGUGAUGAUGCGGAGGAACCGGAGGAGAUUGUGGAGCUGAAAGAUGUUGAUGAGUAUGAGGAUGGUGAUGAUGAUGGAGAGGGCGAAGAGGAUGAUGAUGACGAUGAGGAUGAAGACGAUGAUGAUGAGGGGGAGGAUGAUUCUGACGAUGAUGUGGAGGAGAUCUUCCCGCCUGGGACUGGACCCCAGGCUCAGUCGGUGGAUGAUGAUGAGGAGGAGGAGGAGGAGGAGGAAGACGAGAGUGAUGAUGAGGAUGACGGAGAUGACGACGACGACGAUGAUAGCGACAAGGAAGAGGAGGAGGAAUUGGGGACAGAAUACCUUGUCCAGCCAGUAGGUCGUGCAGAAGAUGAAGAAGAUGCAAGUGACUUCGAACCAGGCCAGGAGAAUGAUGAUGAUGACAUUGAUGAAGAUGAUGAGGAUGAGGCAGGUGGUGAUGCUGGAAAGGAACAGACCUCCUCAAAGAGGAAGAGAUCAGCUGCCGAUGACAGCGAUGAUGAUGAUGAUGAUGAUGAUGGUGAUGGUGAUGAGGAUGACGAGAGGCCAUCCAAACGAUAGUAUAUUUGUUACUAAUUUGGCUGUUUCCGUUGACUUACAUGUUAAGGUUCUCCCAAAACUCAUCUCCCAAUUCUUUCUGGUAGAAAAUAUUUAGGAUUGAUAUGUAUCAGUUGGGGAUAAUAUUUGAUAUAAAAGCUUUUCUCUCACUGUGGGGACAUGUAGAGCAUCCAUGUGACCGGGAAGGCUCGUCUCUCCUUCAGAAAGUGCCCAUGCGAACUUUUUUUUUUUUUUUGCACUUUAGCCCCUUCUUGUCAGUUGGAAUCUCCAUGUACUUUGAUCAUUAGGCUUUUGCUAAAAUGUUAAUUUGCUGAUGUCUUUGUUUA